AUGGGCGAGGAGAUGACAGUGCCGCCGGACGAGCCUGCGGGCUGGGGCGACGCUCCUGCGAGCGCGGAACCGCCUGUGCAGGCGAGUGUUGAAGCCGAAGUCCAGGCGAGUGUCGACGCCGAAGUCCAGGCGGUCGACGCCGAGGUGCAGGCGACAGACGUUUCGUCGGUGGCCGCCGAGGCGGAAGCGCCGCCGGCUGCCGCGCCAAUGCCGCCGGCGAGUGCGCCUGCCGGCGAGGCGCCCGCUACGACUACUCCCUAUAUCCCUGCGACGGCGCUUGAUGCGGCGGCGCUUGCCGAGGCCGUGCGCAGUGACCAGGCCAGCAUGUUCUUGUUGCAGUGGCUUACGCAUGCCGAGUCGAUCCUCGCCGCGGACCGUACCGGAAGUGCGGCAUUUGUCGAGGCCGCGCUGUGCCUUUGUGGUGCGCGGCGGCCCCAUGUCGAGACGCACAACGGUGCGCCGUCGGCGCUGGAUAGCAUUCCGACUGGGCGCAGUGCGCGGCAGCUCCUGAGCCGCUGCCUUGUGCACAUCUACCAGGACGAGGACGCGGAGAAGCCGCCUCUGUACGACGCGAUUACCUCGCUCAGCGAUGCGGUGAGCAAAGAGGCCGUGCGCCCCGAUACGCUGUCGCGCCAUGUCGCUGCGCUCGAUGUAAGCGCUUCGCUCCUGAGCGCCUUUCCCAAUGCCGCGGCCAUGUCGCACGGGGCGCUCGUUCCGAUCUGCCUAAAGCUCGCGCGCACGUCGAGCGCUCCGGUGCUCGCGCGCUACCACGCGCUGUGCCUGCUCGAGGUUUUGCUGACCCACCACAGCGUCGGCACGCUGUCGGCGAGCGGCGUGAAGGAUUUGUACAAGGCGCUGCGUGCUGCGCUCCUCGACAAGGCCGGGCCGAUGGUGCGCGCGGCAUGCGGAUGCCUGCGUGCGCUCGUGGCGCAGCACGAUGCGCUGCGUGCCAAGAGCGAGAUUGAGGGCGUGGCGCUGCAGUGCUCCAAGGUGAUGCACACCUCGGACGUGGCGACGCGCACGUCGCUCGCCGAGCUUGUCGCUGCGCUCCUUACGCAGACCGAGCUGCACGGCGGCAGUGACGGCGAGAAUGCCAAAGGCCCCGUCGCCACGCCGCUCUAUACGCCGCAAGAGAUGCUGCAGACGCUCCAAGUGUACGUCGCGCGCGCGACGACGUGGCAAGGGCGAACAGGCGCGCUGCAGAUGUACGCUGCGCUCUUUGCCAAGCUGGGUGCAUCGUUCAUCGAGGGCCACUACGAGCUCUUGCUCAUGCACCUCGUCAACACCCUUGGGCAGCACACGGCGGCGAUGCUGACGCCGGCCGAGGCGCUGCAUCUGCGCAGCGGCCUGCGCAUCGUGCUGCAAACUUACCUCUGUGCGCAGCUUACCGAGCCCGCGCAGGAGCGCGCCGCCGUCGAGCUCGGCACGCAUAUCCUCGGCGUGUGGCCGCCACGCACGCCGAAUAGUCCCCCUCCUGGCGACGCGGCGUUGGCGCUGAGCCUCGAUGCGUGCACGUCACUCAUCGCGAGCCUCGGCGGCCUUGCUCGGCCGCUGCACGAUGCGCUGUACGAGCCGGUGCUGACGCUCCUCGCGCACCCCUCGCGCCCGGUGCAAGUGCGUGCAGCGUGGUGGCUGCGUGUCGCCUGCGACGUCCAUCCCGUGCUCCUUGCGCCAACGUACACGCGUCUGCUGCAGUACGUGCGCCGCGAUGUUGCGGCGCUCAGCACCGCGCAGCACGAUCGCGGUGUCUCGCUGCGUGCACGCCUGGCGGGGCACAGCAGUGCGCUUGCGGCGCUCGUCCCGAUCGCCGCCGCACAACCCCUGUACGCGCUGAACGAGGACGCAGAGGACGUGUUUGCUCUUGCCACUGACCUCCUGCAGCAGGUCGCCGAGCACGGGCUGGGCGAGGCUGCGGCGGCGAUCAGCGCUGCAUGGACGCUCCUCGGCUCGCUCUUUGCGCUGGGGCCGCUGUUUGCGCGCCCCCACAUUGCGCGCCUCUUGCAGCUGUGGCGCAACGCACUCGCGGCGCCCCCGAACCCCACGUCGCUCGACGAAGGUGCGUGGAUGUUUCUGUUUGGCGUGCGCGAAGGCGCGCUGAGUGCGCUCCUGUCCUUCUUCUUGCACGGCGGCGCAAGCGUGCUCACGCAAGAGAGCGCGCGCCGCGUCGUCGGCAUGCUGAGCAACGUGCUCGUGUUUCUCAAUGGCUUUAGCGUCUACCGCCGCACGGCUGAUGCGGACGCCAUUGUGCUGCUGACGCGCGAGCGCGAGCCGCGCGUGCGCGCGCUCUUGCUGCGCUGCUGCACCCAGCUCGCGGACCGCCCUGCGCUCGAGCCGCUGCAGCCCACGCUGAUGCGCCUCGCACUGCUGCUUGCCGCGCAGCCCGAGCGCUUUGUCGGCAGCGCGGCACAGGCGGCCAUCUCGCAGAGCAGCGGCGCGUUCCAGAUGUGGUCCGCCGCCGACCAGUACGCGUACGGCGUGACGAGCAUGGUCGAAAAAGAGGGCGCAGCGCUGCGUGCCUGGUCGCAGCCCUUCUGCCCCAAAGCGUACGUCCCGCCGCACCUCGCGAUGGACAUUGCUAUGGACGGCGUGCACGCCACGCUCGACCGCCUCGCACACACGCCGGUCGUCGGUGCGCUGGAGCACGAGCCGUUUGCACUGUACGUCGCGCCCUAUCCCCCGCUGGACGAGUACCGCGUCAAGGUGCCCGAGGCGCCCGCCCCCCCGCCUGCGCCCACCGCCGAGGUGGACGCGGCGCUGGAGUUUAUCGCCGCGACGCUCCCCUUCCGGGAGCGCGAUGCGCAGAUUGUUGCUGUCGAGUACCUCGCGCAGGCGAUCCGUGCCCCGAGUCUCGAAAAGAAUGCGGGGUGCCGCAUCGCUGUGCUGGCAAACAGCACCGUUGCGCUUCUCGGUGCGCUGCGCACUGCGAUGGACGCACACAAUGCCGCGCGGCGCCCGUCCGGCUUUGCGAACGACCGCGUGACGCAUGCGGUGCGUGCCGUGGCCCAGACGACGCUCCUGCACGGCGAUGCGGUGCUGCGAGCAAGUGCUGCAGAGCUGUACGGCCGCCUUGCUGCCGUCGCAGGCUCGCAGGCGCUUGCGAGCCAGGUGCAGUUUCUGAUCGAGCAGAUCGUCGACAAUCGCCACGCCGACUCGCGCGCGGGCUGUGCGCUCGCGGCCGGCGAGGUGUAUGCGCGUGUCGGCGGCCUGAACGCCUCGCCGCUGACCAAGACCGUGAGCCGACUGCUGCUGUCGCUGGCGCGCGAUCCUCACCCCGCCGUGCACUGUGCGGCGCUCGCUGCGCUGCAGAGCGUCAUUGACGCGGCAAGCCUCGGCUACCAGCCGUUUGUCAGCAGCACGCUUGCGGUGAUGAGCGAAGUGUACGCCAUGCCGACGCACGAGCCGGAAGGCGGCAGUGCGGGCUCGAGCAAUCUGCGUGUCGCGCUCCCCGCCUACCGCGGCGUGGCGUGCGUCGUGGACGCCGUCGUCGGCGUGCUGGGCGCGGAUCUGCGCGAGAGCACGACGCGCCGCUGGCAGAUGUACGCGCUGCUGAAUGCGCUUGCGCACGACCAGCGCGCCGGCAUGUAUGCCGAGGCCGAGGCCGUGCAUGGACUGCAGCGCCUUGGCCUGAUUGUUCCGGAAAUGCUCGAGACGCGGCAGUGGGCGGCGCUGCUCUAUGCGACGCUGCAGCGCGAGCCGCUGCGUCUGCAGCGUGCGGCCGCCGCGGCGUACUACCAGAUGGCGCAGCGCGGCACGCGCUGGCUCGCGCAGUACGGCGGCAGUCCCUUGCUGCACGCGCUGCUCAUGCAGCUCGACCGCGCCGCGUCCCUCGACGAGAUCCGUGCGCUGCUACUGAGCUGGCUGCGGCAGUCGGCGCCGCAGCGGCCGUGUGCGUGGAUCGACCUGUGCGGCACGCUGCUGCUUGCUCCCGAGACGCUCGCCACCACGCCGCACACGGCCGCGGCCGUGGGCGACAGCGAGGAAGAGGCGGCGGCGCUCGCGAUCGACGUCCCUACUGCCCCCCGUGCGAUUACCGGGUGGCGUACGCGUCUGUUUGUGCUGCACUGCCUGCACGCGGUCUUUGUCGCGGUGCAGUCGAGUGCGACGCACAUCGAGCACCUCGGUGCGACGGCCGAUGCAGCGAACCCUGCGAGCCUUGCGAGCCGUGUCGGGGAGCUGAUCAAGAUGGCGUUUAGCGCGAGCACUGCGACGAACCGUGCCGUGCGUUUGCACGGCCUCCAAGUCCUGCGCGACGUGAUGGAGUCGUUUACCGCGACGCGCGACCCCGCGUUCCCCGAGGCGCGCCUCCUCGAGCAGUUCCAAGCGCCGCUCGCCGCCGCGCUGACGCCCGCCUUUUCGGCGGAGAGUUUCCCCGAGGUCCUUGCGUCGGCGAUUGCGGUGUGUGCGGUGUACGUCGGCGCCGGUGUGACGCAUGCGGCGCCGCAGUCGAACCGCAUCGUCAAGCUCCUCGUCCAGUCGCUGAACCAGACGGAUGCGCAGCCGAUGACGACGCUCGGCGAGAUGACCAAUCUCGGCCCGAAUGCGGCGGCCUACCUGCAGAUUGCCGUGCUGCACGCGUGGGCGCGCCUGGCGAUUGCGAGCCGCGAGCAUGCGUCGCUGAGCAGUGUGCUCGAGCCGCACCUCUCGCUCCUGACGCAGCGCUGGGGCACGGCGCUCGCCGAGUACGCCGUCCUGCGCGAGGACGGCAGCGCGCAGCGCACCACGGCGUUUUUGCCGCCGAUGCGUGCGGAAAGCGCUCUGGGCGAGCUGGUGCAGGAGCAGAUGUUGGGCCACUUUGCGCACGCAUGGCCCGCGAUGCUCCAGGCGAUCACGGCGACGCUGCAGCGCGGCGCGGCGCCGAAAGACGUGUCGUUCUUGUCGCUGUACGCGCUCGCCUUUGAGACGCUCUGCCGCGAGCUCGAGCGUGGCGACGGCGCGGACCGCGGCACGCUCGCGAUUGUCCUUGCGUCGCUGCCGGUGCUUGCCCAGGGCCCGUACGUCGGCGAGUUUAUUGUGCAGCCCGCGCUCUUUGACGAGCUGCUGCGUGUGGCGCAGCGUGCGUUCCUCACGCACGACGUGCCGAUCGCACUCGGUGUCCUGCACGUCCUCUCGGCGCUGGCGCAGAGCCUGCGUGAGCGCCUGCUGGAAGACAGUGACGGGAUGGUGGAUGAUACGCACUUUGCAGACACGCCGCUGGGCUACAUGGUGCGCCUGCUCUAUGGCUACGUCGAGCGGAUUCCCACGAUGCACGGCGUGCGUGCCGACAAGGCCGCGCUGCUCGCCGGCGCCUGGAGCACGCUCACCGAGCUGAUCCACGUGUGCACAGCCGGCGUGCAGGCGCCGCUGCUCGCCUCGGCGCUGCACGUCUUUGCCGAGAUGGCCAAGCGCGAGGACGACACGGCCCACGUGCUCGCACCUGCGCUGCCGGUGCUGCGUACGCUUGCGCACGCCGCGUGCAAGGUCGCCGACGCGCCGCUGCGCACGGCCGUGCACGGCUUCCUCUGCGCGCUGCUAGACACGGCGAACGCGAUGCGCACGCGCUCCGGCGACGUCGCCGAGCUCAAGAGCCGCAAUGCGCUGGUCGCUGUGAGCCUCGUCGUGGCGUCGGUCGACAGCCGCAUCCCGGUGAGCAGCGAGGUGAUUGACGACUUUACGCACCUCCUCGCCUACAAGCUGCAAGGCGACGCACGCGACGCACAGAUCGCGCUGCAGUGCAUUGCGCCAAUGGUCCAGGCGCCGCAGCGGCGGCACGCGCUGCGCCUCGCAGUCGGCCGCCUCCUGCCGCACCUCGUCGCGUACGUCCUGGCGAGCGCCAAGGCGCCCGACGCACAGACGGUCCUCGCGCUCGACCAGCUCGUCGGCAUCCUCGCGACACUCGACGACAAGGCAGCGGCCCUCUGCAUCGUCCUCCCGGUGCUCGCCGCAGCGGUCGAGCGCCCGCCGGCCGAGGCGGCGCUCCGCGAGCAGGCGUGUGCACACCUCGUGCGCCUCGCGCAGAGCUACCCCACGCACCUCAAGACGGCGCUCGCCUCGCUCCCCGCCCACACACGCACCCUGCUCCACGACGCACUGCGGCAGGCGAUGGGCCUCGCGCACGGCCCGCCCCGUGCCGCGCCGAAAAGCGAAGCGCGCAUUGCGCUCAAGACCUUUGGUUCGUAG
Malassezia japonica is the source of this 6156-nucleotide messenger RNA. RefSeq lists its product as uncharacterized. The record is from RefSeq and is a predicted model, not a curated record. The transcript has a single exon. Gene Ontology annotation, biological process: intracellular protein localization; retrograde transport, endosome to Golgi; endocytosis. Bases 1 to 6156 code for a protein of 2051 amino acids. NCBI's taxonomy places the organism in Eukaryota, Fungi, Basidiomycota, Malasseziomycetes, Malasseziales, Malasseziaceae. Gene Ontology annotation, cellular component: Golgi apparatus; membrane; endocytic vesicle.